Durio zibethinus is the source of this 1910-nucleotide messenger RNA. NCBI's taxonomy places the organism in Eukaryota, Viridiplantae, Streptophyta, Magnoliopsida, Malvales, Malvaceae. The record is from RefSeq and is a predicted model, not a curated record.
CAUUAAUUCCCGAUACAACUCAAACAUUCAUUUAAUUUGACCUGCAAGCCAACCACAUCCCCCUUUCUCCCAAGAAAACAUGCUCAAAUCUUAACUCACUUCCCCAUUUGGUCAAGUGAAAGCUCAAGGGCCGCCAUUAGUCACCCUCGAAGGCUCUAGCUGUAUAGAAAGAGAGCCUUUGUUUUCGCAGUGGCUGUACCAACAGCAGCGGCAGUAAACGAGGGCUUGAACAUGGGGAGUGUAUCACAAGCUUAUUUAGAGAGCAAAGCGGUGCAGGAGACAAAGUCUUUGAUAUCUGAGCUUUGCCGCCAGUUCUAUAACCUUGGAUGGGUCUCUGGAACAGGUGGCAGCAUCACCGUGAAGGUCCAUGAUAGUUCUAUCCCUAAACCUCAGCAGCUCAUCCUCAUGUCCCCUUCUGGUGUUCAAAAGGAGAGAAUGGAACCAGAAGACAUGUAUAUAUUAUCAGGAGAUGGGUCUAUAAUAUCUUCACCUUCUCCAAAGCCAUACCCUCAUAAGCCUCCAAAGUGCUCUGAUUGUGCUCCUCUUUUCAUGAAGGCAUAUCAUAUGCGUAAUGCUGGAGCUGUUAUCCACACUCAUGGAAUGGAAUGUUGUCUUGUAACAAUGAUCAAUCCACUUUCAAAAGAGUUUCGGAUAACUCAUAUGGAAAUGAUAAAAGGUAUUCAAGGACAUGGUUACUAUGAUGAACUUGUGAUCCCAAUAAUCGAGAACACUGCCUAUGAAAGCGAGCUCACAGAUUCUCUUGCCAAAGCUAUUGAAGCCUAUCCGAAAACAACUGCUGUGCUUGUUCGGAAUCAUGGCAUAUAUGUAUGGGGAGACUCAUGGAUCAGUGCUAAAACUCAGGCUGAAUGCUACCAUUACCUCUUUGAUGCUGCUAUUAAACUUCAGCAGCUGGGCUUAGACUGGUCUACACCAGAUCAUGGCCCCAUUCAGAAUGUUAAAGGAGUUUCAGGUGUCAAUGGCAGGAUCAAUGUGUCUGCGAAGGCCAGUACAGUGGAUUCAAAUUAUAAAAUCCAGCCAUUUCCACGUUGCAUUGUGCUUGACAUUGAAGGGACUACAACUCCUAUUUCAUUUGUAGCAGAUGUACUCUUUCCCUAUACCCGAAACAAUGUUGGGAGGCAUUUGUCUGCAACAUAUGCUAGUGCUGAAACCCAAGAUGAUAUUAAGUUGUUACGUUCUCAAGUUCAAGACGACUUGAAGCAAGGAGUUAUUGGCACUGUACCUAUCCCCUCCAAGGAUGCGGGAAAAGAGGAGGUGAUUGCAGCUUUGGUUGCUAAUGUGGAAGCAAUGAUAAAAGCUGAUCGAAAAAUCACUGCCUUAAAGCAAUUGCAAGGUCAUAUAUGGCGAACUGGAUUUGAGAACAAUGAGCUGGAAGGAGUAGUUUUUGAUGAUGUACCAGAAGCUCUUGAAAAGUGGCAUGCUUUGUGUAUAAAGGUAUACAUAUAUUCUAGUGGUAGCAGGUUGGCUCAGAGGCUUUUAUUUGGAAAUUCAAACUUUGGCGAUUUGAGAAAGUAUUUGUCAGGAUUUUUCGACGCCACAGUGGGGAACAAAAGAGAAACUCACAGUUAUGUUGAAAUCACUGAGUCAUUGGGAGUUAAUAAGCCAUCUGAGAUACUGUUUGUGACUGAUUUGUAUCAAGAAGCCACAGCUGCAAAAGCUGCAGGUUUGGAGGUGGUAAUCUCUGUCCGGCCAGGAAAUGGUCCUCUUCCAGAGAACCAUGGAUUCAAGACUAUCAACUCCUUCUUGGAUAUCUAAUAGAUGUUUUGUGCUUCUGUAAUAAGAUCAACUGUAACAGUUUAUACACAAAAUAAAUCACUUUUGGAUGCAAUAAAUCUUGGUUUUGUUACAACCCUUUUAUCAAUCUGUUGUUGCCGAUUUUGUUUUAUGUUUCA